Molecule: messenger RNA, 6022 nt
Organism: Lytechinus pictus (painted urchin)
Lineage: Eukaryota; Metazoa; Echinodermata; Echinoidea; Temnopleuroida; Toxopneustidae
Product: potassium channel subfamily K member 16-like
Exons: 2
Coding region: 1979-3271 (430 amino acids)
Biological process (GO): potassium ion transmembrane transport; stabilization of membrane potential
Cellular component (GO): plasma membrane
Molecular function (GO): outward rectifier potassium channel activity; potassium ion leak channel activity
Source: RefSeq, a predicted model, not a curated record
GGGGGAACGCCCAAAGCCCCUUCUCCCAUCUCUACGCCGCGGAUGAAUAACCUGGGCAAUUCCAUGUUUGAUCAAACAAAAUCAUUGCCCCAUGAGAUUGUUAUAUUUGAAGGCUUGUGUCACUUUUUGGAAAUACACAUCAAUUGAAAAUAAGUGCAAAUAUAUGCUUUAUAUUCACAUUUAUAGUUCCUUAAUAAUUAUAUAACAUAUAUAACUGAAAAUAAUAGAUACGGAAUAAAACACUGAUUUUAUUAAAGAAUAAAUGUUCUGAAUUAAUGGUAUGCAUAUCCACCUUACCUGCAUAAUUUUCAGCAAAAUUAAUAAAUUUGCAUGGCGUUAUUGCUAUAUGGCUAGCCCAUGAAUUAUGUGAUAAUAAGUUUCGGAUAAACACAAAGACUCCCUUAAUGUACGUAUUUAAUUAAUUGCUGCAAACGUACUUAUCUACAAACAAUACCAAGUACAAAAAUACAGAGCAAUAAAUUGACAUUAAGAAAUCUGCGAAAAAUCACAAAAAAAUAAAUAUAAACAUGUUUAUGACCACAAGAUAUCAUUAUAUUGCUGAGUGGGUCGGUAUUAUGGACCCGACUACGAAUAUGAUUCAAGGUGGGAACGAACUAUUCUAAAUUUCAUCACGUCGCGGUGUUUAAAUUAACAGGAUUUCAGUGUCUUCAUAAAUAUUUGUUAAAGUCCUCGAAGUAUAUAUAGAGUCAAAAAGUUUUGGUGAUGACACGGUAUCGAGCAAUGUCAGCAAACGUAGAAACCUUAUGUACCAGGUAUACCCGAAAAGCCUGAAUAACAAUGCAUCACCCCGUCAAGAAAGUUCUUGUCAGUUUGUAUAAUGACGCAAGGAGGGGCAACAAGAAAAAGAAGGGUGAAAACCAUUUGCGCGCCCAAAUAAUUUCGUUCGGAAUGAAUCGAGGUUAAGAUAAACAAUGGGUACAUUGAAUGAUUGCCUUUAAUCUCUUUUCUAUAAUCGUUUGAGGUUCCAAAAGGGCACUCUGUCUCGAUCUCUUCACAAACAUUGAAUCACCGAGAUCAUGCACAAUAGCAUGGCAAUAGCUAUAAUGCCUUAAUUGGAUUUGUAAUUUAUGAUACGGUCUGGAUAUAUGUACACAUCAACUUACGAACUCUUAAUUUCUGGAGAAUAGUUCUCUGCGAGGUGGUGAAACUGGAUCGACAAGCAAGUGUUAUGUUGUGUUAAGCGGGUGUUAAGAUGGCAUACCUUUAUUUGGAAACUCCACUGUCUUGAUUGGGAGUUGGACAACAACAUAAUCACCACAUGAUAUUCACGGAACAUCUGGUGUAGUAAUCAUUAAUCAACUAAUCUCACAAGCAAGUCAUACUCUGAAUGACAUCCAUAUAGGCCUGUACAUUAUGUGAACUUUCAGUUAUAUGCCUGGCUUUAUAUCCACACUCUCGAAAUUUCCGUAUAAGAAGAGGCAAGUGCAAUCGCUAUUGUUUUUACCGACCCGGAUACAAAAGGGAGUGUGCGCAUAAAAAAAUCCAAUCCCAGCUAGGAAUAUCAUUCUGAGUCAUCAAUGGAGUUUGAUACGUCCCUUGUGAUACUAACGAAUAGAUUCGAAACCAGUACCUACCGUGACUAUCAACGAGCAGAUAGAGUGAUAUUUAUACAGAUUAUCAUCAGAAACACUAAAUGGGCAUGAUUGUGGUGAGCGAUAUACACUGAAGUCUUGAAAACAAGCCAUAUUUUUCCAUGGGCACGAUGUUUUAGCACUAUCGAUAUUCGUGCGUUGUAUACCUCAGAGCUCAGAAAGUUGCUGAUAAUGUCAGCGAAUACUUCCAUGAUAUCACAUCGAAAAUAAAAAGCAAUGUGUUACAGUCAUUUCACGGAUAUUGAACUCAUGCAUGAUCUACGCCAUCAACCUUAAUUAGGCAUCCGGCACGUGUGGGGGAAUCGAUAUAUUACAUCUUGCAGUUUGAGAAGUUUUUAGAACUCGAGUUAGAGGCGGUGGUCGUCAUGGAGCAGAACGCAUGGCAGACGAGGACACACCUCCUUGCCGUGCUCGUCAUCUUCUGGAUCUACCUCUUCAUCGGCGCUUUGAUCUUCACUUCCAUCGAAAGGCGACAUGCGGACAAUCUCCAUCAUAGAUUCCUCCACACCGCCAUCGAUUUCGUCGCCAACAACUCCUGCGUCGAUCAUGGUGACCUGCAGACCUACUCCAAUGUCCUGAUCGAUGUCUAUACCGGGGGACUUCGAUGGACCACCGAUCAAGGCUUCAAUUCAUCAAAACAUCAUUAUCAUCAUUGGGAUCUUGUAGAUUCACUCUUCUUUUGUGCAACGGUCGUCACCACUAUAGGUUAUGGUAAUUUGGCCCCGAGUACUGAACUUGGCCGAUCAAUCUGCAUUAUAUAUGCAUUGAUUGGUAUACCCCUUAGUGGUCUUCUCGUCACCAUCAUCGGGCAGCAGCUCAAAAAGCGACUCAGGGGUAUCUGGCGUCGUCUCCUUGUUCGGCUGCACUGCAUCACAACCAGGGAAUCAUCAAUAGCCCAUCGUAUAGCAUCGUUCAUGGCCGUCGUUGUCGCUGGUGUUGCCUUCUACGUCAUUCUCAUUAUCAUCCCCGCGUGCCUGUUCAACUACAUCGAAGGUUGGAACUGGCUAACGAGUCAAUACUAUGCUUUCAUCUCUUUCACAACUAUCGGGUUCGGGGAUUAUGUUGCUGGUGACGGUCAGACCCUGACUGCGGUCGGUCGCGUGGUCUACAAAGUUAUUCUCAUUUUUUACCUUGUCUUUGGGAUGGGGUUCGUCACCAUGCUCUUACAGGGACUCCAGCACCGCAAUGCUCAAAAGGUGAGGCAGUUCGCACAACGAAGAGUCAUCAGGAGAAUCAGGAAAAAGAAACGUAAGGCUGGAUUGGACGAGGCAGACGGAAGCUUCUCCAAAGAGAUGCAUUCGGAGAGUGAUGAGUACGUCGUCAUAACAACGGAUGUUGUUGGAGAUGAUAGUCAAGGGGAGGUGUUUGAGAUGCAGGAACUGGAAUCGGGUGUAGCCUUUGAAACUGUGUCACUUGUCGAUGAUGUUAUGCAAACACAAUCCACCUUGACAUUUGAUGCUGCUACACAGACAGACCGGUUGAAAGUUGAUAAUGGUUGUUGUUGUUGUUGUCAUAGCAAGUCAGAGAGGGAUAAUAGUAGUACAAUGACAUCGAAGUCUUCACAAUCGUCUUCCUUUUCAUCAUCUGAAUUGAAGGCUGUAAAUGGCCAUGAGAUGACGUGGAAGAUUACUGAAAACUUAGCUGAAUAUAAGCCUUGAUUUACCUAUUUCUUAAUGCGUUAUUUUUUAACUUCAUUUUUCUUGAUCUUGUCACUGUCUUGAUUAACAUGAAUACAAGUACCAAACUAGUCAUUUUAGUGUUUUAAGACUGAUUUUAUACUUUUCAGGCCCAAAUCUUUUAGUGAUUAUCAUGUCUUGUCACUCAGUAUGCGCUUGAAAAUUUGAAAACACUUGUAUUAUCUUCACUCCCGUUGUUUGCUGUCCUCAAUAAAUAUAUCAGAUAUGCAAAUAUUACUAAGUCCAUAUAUAUUCUUGUAGUUUUACAAUAAACAGAAAGUGUAUGUGGUGGUUUUAAAUGUAAAAAAUAAAAAAAUAGCCCCCAAAUUAAAUCAAAUAAUAAACUCUAAACAGGGAGUGGAAAACGAAGCAUUACGUCACAAUCGCCGACUUCUUGUAUCGACAACAUUAUUGACAAUUUCUUCUUUUAUCCAUGUAGGCAUCUAAUUGAAUAUUAAAAAAAGUGCAAUAUAUCAUAAAGAUAUUGCGCGGGAAUUCGCUAUCAAUGGCGGAACGAGCAUACAGAAGAAAGCCGAAACAAUUAAAUAUUGAAAGUGCAAUAAAAGAAAGGGAUUAAAAUAAUUGACGUGUUUUUAUUCUAGAUUAAAUGCUACGUUUAAGAUUGUACUAUUUUCAUAUCAUUUGCAUAUACUAGUAUGGAUAAUGCGCACUCGUUACUUGUAAUUGUAACACUAUCAUUUUGCCUAUACGUGUUUGAUUCAAAGGCAUAUUCUACAUGAGAAAUUAUAUUUUAUUUCAUGCAUAAAUAGAUCAUGAUGUUGGAUCACCAACUGUCAUCAAUAUGUAUAUCAGUGAUUUUUCCCCCAUGUGAUCACUACUCAAUAUUAACUCUGUGUGUGUUACGUGUUUAAAAUUGCACAUUCGUAUUAAUCUGUGAACCAAAAAUUAGAAUGGCUCUUUUAGUAGUUCCCUCUAUUCAAUACACGGUGGUUAAUGUAAUAACCAAUACAUGCAGAAUUUAAAGUAGGUGUCUAAUUAAAAAUUGUAGUGAUUAUUAUCUCCUAAAAAUGAACUUUCACACAAAAAGAGUUGAAGAGUCAUUCCGCAGCUUUAUCAUUCCUUCUCUUAAAGAGGGAGUUGGGGCAUUUUAAGGGACUAUGGACUUAUAUUUUUACUAUACAAAGAUUUCCUGUUCAGUCGCAGUAUUCCGGACUUGUCGCAUUUUACUAUGGAGACACUUUCUAGAACGCACCAAUUCCUUUGAAAAUGCAAGACAAAUCACAAUGGAGAGAUGAGAGGCUUUUGUAGAUAGUUGGUGACCCGUGACUCUAGACAACGACAUAUUUGCAAUUGUUCGUUCGGUGCAAAUCUUCGGAUGAUAUGUUGUCCCCAGGGGCGGAUCCAGCUUUCGCCAAUAGGGGGGGGGGGCGAAAAAUAUUUUCAUCAACAUUUUUCUCGAUUGGCCGCUAUAAUCUGAUUUUUUUUUAUUUUUUUUUGGGGGGGGUUCAGGGGGUAGUCCUAACUAGAGACUGAAGUUUUAAGUAUAUGUUAGUUUUUAUUGUUAUAAACAAGAUAAGGUAUCUCAUGUGGUCUUAAUAUAUAAUGUGAGCGCGAAGCGCGAGCUCAAAUUCUUUGAUAUUUAUGUCCUUAGACCUGAAGAUUCUGAGGAGAUUUUAUAAUCAUGAAAAAGAUGCGUAUCCAACUAAACAAUGCGAGCGCGAAGUGCGAGCCGAAAUUUUAUCAUAGUAACGUGAAAAGGGACUCAAUUAGGACUGUUUUUAGUGAUUAAUGAAGAGGAUACAAGUAUCACCAAUUAAAUAAUGAGAGUGCGAAGCGCGAGCUCAAAAUUUUUGAUAUUCCGACCUGAAAACUGGACAGUCUAAGCGCGUUUUUAUUUAAAUACAGAAAAAGCUGUGUGUCUCAAACAAUUAAAUGCGAGCGCGAAGCACAAGCUCAAUUUUUUUAUAUACUGACAUGAUAAAGGAGAAUUUUGACAAAUUCUGGUAAGAAUUUCCAAAGAGGAUAGGUAACUCACAAAUCAAACAAUGCGAGCGCGCAGCGCGAGCUGAAAAUUUUGAUAUAAACAAUUUGUGUAAAACAAACAAAAUAAUUAAUGCUUGAUGUGCGAGCUAAAAUAUUGUGUGCAAAUUGAUUUCAGAUCUGGAUAUAUAAGUGUCAUUUAAUCCUCUUGAAUGGGAUUCAUUGGCACAGGCAAUGCGAGCGCGAAGCGCAAGCGAAAUUUUUUAUAUAAAGUUCUUUUUCCAAUUCUUCCCCUCACCCUUUUCUUGUUUCCUUUCGGGGUCGGGCCGGCCGUUACGAGGUUGUAAAUUACACAUCCUGGGUAUGAUACCUCUUUCCUACUUUUCUUUAGUGUUUUUCCUAUAGUACACUUUGUCUGCAGGUUGUAAAAAAAUAGGGGGUCCGGGGCCGGCUCGGCCCCCUCCUGGAUCCGCGCCUGGUCCCAGUCCAUCAACUUUCGAUAAAAGCCUCUCAGCUCUCCAUUGUGAUUUUAAUAGCAUUUUCAAAGGAAUCGAUGCGUUGUAGAGUUUCCCUGUAGUAAAUGCGAAAGCAACAUAUUUUAACACGCUCUGCAACAGUUCCUGUGAUUAUUAUGUGAGUUAUAUUCUUAUGUUUCAAGAAAAAUACUUUUUAAAAAUAAAAUAGUAAAUGGAUAUGUAUGUAUUCUGUAAUUCAUUUUGUUGGUAUAAAUGAGAUGUGGGGGUAUUUUAUGUCAUGUUUUCAGUCAUUAAAUGAAUGUGAUUUUUAUUAAAA